AUGGCGUCAGUUAGUUCUUCCAUCCUCUAUGACAACACCUCCGAGCACAAGAGAAGGCUUGCGGGAAAACUGAUCUACUCCACGGGCUCGCUAGUCGCGGCGGUAGUCGCGGAGAUCGUCGUGCUCAACCUUAUAAUUGAGGUUGCUUCAACCCUCACGGCUGUUGACGACUGGGGGGCCGACACAAGGGAGGCGAUGAUUAAGCUCGAGCAGGGUGGAUUUCUCGCGGCAGGCGUCAGGGACUUGGAUGGAGGCAAGGGACUCAGAAAAUCCGGACCAAGCCAAGGCCCUCGCGGAAGCGACGCAGGACAGUUUUGCCGACACCGUCACAAACUACGAGCUCGCCUUCAAUUACGCCGAGAGCACGCCGUUGUACAAGAAGUUUAACGGCUACGUCAUGGACCUCAAGCUUGCCCUCGCCUUCGCCGAUACGCUUUGCCCAGCCACGAAUAUUGCGGCCGGGUUCCUGCACUGGGACUCGCAGACAACGAAGAGUCAGAAGAAGAGGCUUCGUCGUCGUCUUCGUCUUCGUCUUCGUCGUCGUCUUCAUCUUUAUCGUCGUGGUCUCCGUCGUCGUCGUAAUCGUCGUCGUCGUCGUCGUCGUCGUCGUUGUCAUCACUACAUAGACGAAGCCGCUGACUCGGCGCUGCCGCUGUCGGCGGAGUAGAAAUAAAUGAUUUCUACAGGGGCCAGCGUAUAGGUUUCUUGGAGGCCGCCUUGCGCUUUUUUUGUAGUAGGCGGGAAGUCCCAGGGAUCGUCGUCGAUCCUCUCCCUCUUGAUGUAUGUGCGGGCGGACGUCGCCCAAUGCUGAGAGUUGCCGCGCCCAAAGUUAGUUAGGAUAGAGGGCAUCACCACCACCACGGUGAGUCCUGCCUCGAUCUGAUGGUCCGGGUGCGAAAUGAAUGAAGUAAAUGUUAACGUUGUUAGUAUUUCCGGCAAAGUUGCGCCGGAUAGUCCGCCAGAUUUUUUUUUGUUCUCUAGAACUUGCUGUAGAACAGAAAUAAAAUAGAAACGAGCGGGUGCCACAACGUUUUUGACUCACUCCAAUGCAAACAUGUGUUGAAAGAGAGUAUAUUGUAUAUAUAUCCCUUGAACGCGCCAUCAUCUUGAAUGAAUGCUUAGUUUUGUU
This is a messenger RNA of Ectocarpus siliculosus, 1129 nucleotides long. Lineage: Eukaryota; Phaeophyceae; Ectocarpales; Ectocarpaceae. The record is from the annotation of a GenBank genome assembly.